Messenger RNA from Metschnikowia bicuspidata var. bicuspidata NRRL YB-4993, 1329 nucleotides. It is a transcript of the gene SWD3, whose product is annotated as Swd3p. Gene Ontology annotation, cellular component: Set1C/COMPASS complex. Gene Ontology annotation, molecular function: histone binding. The coding region runs from base 1 to 1329 and encodes 442 amino acids. The transcript has a single exon. Lineage: Eukaryota; Fungi; Ascomycota; Pichiomycetes; Serinales; Metschnikowiaceae. The record is from RefSeq and is a predicted model, not a curated record.
AUGGGCGAGCCUGCGGAAAAGAAAAGCAAACUUAUCUCAACGGAACAGGAAACAGGUGCCGCUGAACAAUUUUCUCUUGAUCAGUUGUACGUUCAAAAGUACUCCCUUGCUGUUUGUACGGAGGAACUGAUCAAUGCGGUGAAAAUCUCGAAAGAUAGACGCAUAUUGGCCACGUGCUCCUCCAAAGGCGUCAUUAGAGCAUACAAUUUUGAGGAUGGAUCGCUUUUGGCCACUCUCAGAGGACAUACCAAGGGUGUUUCGGAUAUUGCCUUUUCACCCAUCAACAGUGACAUUGUUGCGUCGGGGUCUGAUGACUUGACCAUCCGCCUCUGGUCUCUAUCACAGCGCAAGUGUAUUCGAAUUUUAAAGAAGCACACUUACCACAUCACGACGUUGACCUUCAACUCAAAAGGCAGUAUGCUUAUCAGUGGAGCGGCCGACGAGACAAUCGUCGUGUGGGACCUUACUACUGGGAACAGUCUCAAGACGCUAGCAGCACACUCGGAUCCUGUGAGCUCGGUGUGUUUGACUCCAGAUGACACAAUAAUUGUUAGUUCGUCCUACGACGGGUUGAUGAGGCUUUUCGACACCGAGACCGGUCAGUGUUUGAAGACACUUAUUUACAAUAGUACGUCUCACGGUACCGCUACAGCAUCCACGAGCGACGUGGUAAACUUUCCAAUCUCCAAAGUCACAAUCUCGCCCAACGGGAAAUACAUCUUAAGCUCGAGCUUGGAUGGGAAGAUCCGAUUGUGGGACUAUAUGAACAAUAAGGUCGUGAAGACGUACUUGGGAGUUGGCGGAACUGCUAUCAACAACAAGUACAACAGCGGCUCUGCAUUCGUGCAGAAAUCUUCAGUCCCAAUCGUCGUCUCAGGCUCAGAUUGCUGUGGCACUUUGUUCUGGGACUUGCAGUCGAAAGCUAUUGUAUACCAGCUACAGCCGGGACAAACAAUAUUGGACGUGAUGACUAUUGACGGAGGUGCCUUCCUUGCUACAUGCAGCCUCUCAGGCGCAGUUGAAGUUUUUGAGCUCAAUCAAAAAUACGCUGCUUCAACCAUGAAGGAUUGUUCAAUGGAUGAUCAAAGAAGCGGAGCUGGGAACGACAGUCGACAAAGCCCAAAUGAGAGCGUUAAAAAUGAAAGUGCUUCCGGUACGCCUGCCGAAACACCUGCCGAAACACCUGCCGAAAUAACCGUCGAAACACCCGUCGAAACACACGCCAAAACACACGGCGAAACACCCGCCGAAGCACCUACUGAAUUACCUGCUGAUAUACACACAAAUGGCUGUGGCGAGCCAAGAGAACAUAAACCCGCUGAAAACUAA